Messenger RNA from Cervus elaphus (red deer), 705 nucleotides. RefSeq names its product mast cell protease 3-like. The annotation marks the transcript as partial. The transcript is spliced from 4 exons. Lineage: Eukaryota; Metazoa; Chordata; Mammalia; Artiodactyla; Cervidae. Gene Ontology annotation, biological process: proteolysis. Gene Ontology annotation, molecular function: serine-type endopeptidase activity. Gene Ontology annotation, cellular component: cytoplasm; intracellular membrane-bounded organelle. The record is from RefSeq and is a predicted model, not a curated record.
CUUGUGCGUGAGGACUUCGUGUUGACAGCAGCUCACUGCCUGAGAAGCUCAAUCAACGUCACCCUGGGAGCACAUAACAUCAAGAAGCAGGAGAGGACCCAGCAGAUCAUCGCAGUGAGAAGAGCCAUCCCACACCCACGCUAUAAUGACAAGACUUGGAGCAACGACAUCAUGUUACUGCAGCUGACAAGGAAGGCGAAAGUGACCACCGCUGUGAGCCCCAUCAGUCUGCCCAGGGACUGGGAUACGGUGAAUCCAGGGAUGCUAUGCAGUGUGGCUGGCUGGGGGCGUCUUGAUGUGAAUAUGUCCCGCCCAAAUAAACUACAGGAGGUACAGCUUGAAGUCCAAAGGGCCGAGAAAUGCACAUCUCGCUACAAAUAUUACAGAACCACCACCCAGAUAUGUGCAGGGGACCCAGGAAAGAGGAAGGGCUCCUUUCAGGGUGACUCCGGGGGCCCGCUCGUGUGUAACGGUGUGGCCCAGGGCAUUGUGUCCCAUGGAAAAGAGGAUGGGACACCUCCACAGGUCUUCACCAGAAUCUCAAGCUUUCUGCCUUGGAUCCAAAAAACAAUGAAACAGUACGAACUUCAGGGACCAGACUGAGGUUUCUCCAAGGACUGAUCUGUCCAUUUUCCCUGGGAUGGAGGCAGUGGAAAAAGUGGUUAGAAGUUAGGCUGCCUGAAACUUAAUAAACUUCCAUCUCUG